UAUGUUUGGGCUGGUUGGGACGACAGUGUUCACGAUACUCGCAUUUUACAUGAAGCCUCCGGAAGACACGAUUUACAUUUUCCUCGUCCUCAUCCAAGUAAAUAUUAUUUGGUAGAUGCUGGAUAUCCUAAUCCAAUGGGUUAUUUAGGGCCAUACAAAGAAGUCAGCUAUCAUUUGUCUAAAUUCCAAUGA
This is a messenger RNA of Musa acuminata subsp. malaccensis (wild Malaysian banana), 192 nucleotides long. The record is from RefSeq and is a predicted model, not a curated record. Lineage: Eukaryota; Viridiplantae; Streptophyta; Magnoliopsida; Zingiberales; Musaceae.